AUGGACUCUCACACCCCUGACACCAAUGCCGGACCGCCAAACGAGGCACCUCGCUUCAGCAUUCCCAACCAACGCAUAGUCUCUGUCGAGCAUCCAUGCAUCGUCCAAAAUGUCGACAAAGCAGUCGCCAUGCUAGGUGGGGGCGGCACUCUAUCUGAAGUACUGAACAACGCCUCUCAGAAAACCUUGCCCUUGAUCUUUACCCCUGGUGGUCAGUCCAUCAGCUCCAUCAACAAUCAGGCCAACAACGUCCUCCUGCAGAUAUCGGUCCCCAAGCGGAUCGGAAAGCGGAAACGUGGCUCUCAAGAAUCUUUUCAGUCUGUCACAGAAACCGAAAACAACAAUGCCCAAAGUCUGCUGAGAUCUAUCAAGGACAAUCCAGAGCAAGUCCAAGUUGUUCCUCUUGGCAUGGUCGAGAACAGCCACGUCUUCCGAACAUUGCCAGACUUCAUAUAUUCAACGAAAGACUCGAGCUUCAAGUCAGAAGUCAGCUCAAAGCUGAUCGGCGGAAAUCUGGACUCGAUCAAGACUUUCCAGUUGCCAGGAUCACGCGGUCUGCAGAACACAGAAAUGUUUCCGCCACCCGUGCUGUCAUUGAAUACACUCCCACAAGCGUAUGCCUAUACCGAAAGAACCUCUUUUAAGCCGAAGCAGGGUACCGUGGUUGGCCGCAACACCUCCAAAAUAGCGCACGAUACUGAGCUACAGUGGCCCACAGCCUACGAAAUCUCGAACUCGACACGCCUCGACACGAGACCUCAAAAUAUCAAGGACAUGGCUGCCACGUGCAGGCAGUUGUUCGGCGAGAGACCGAUUUGGUCACUGGAGGCGCUAGCCGCAAAACUUCCGCCCGGAGCACUUGAAAAAGACAUCCGCAUAUCUGCGCUCUACAUCGCAUUCGAGAUCAUGUCCGGACCGUGGAGCAAUACUUUCUGCCGCUACAAAGUAGAUCCUCGAACGUCUCCAAAAUACGCCAAAUACCAGACCAUUCCGAUGGAUCCGCCAAGUCCACCGCAGUCACAGCUACAAAUGCCGCCCGACGACACUACCGAAGCAGGACCUCAGUCACAGCUACCAGUACCGCUCAAUGAUACGACCGAAGCAGAACAGCACCCAAGGCCACUUAUACCGCCUGACGACGCGACCAAAGCAUAUCAGCCUGCUCCAAAGUCAGAUUAUGGACUAUUCGCGUAUCCCGUAGCAGAUACACAACGCACAAUCCAACUGGUCGACAUCGUCGACCAAAAGAUCAGCGACCUCACAUCCCCUCCUUUCCCAGACUCCCUGCGAAACAAGUGCGAGCGCAUCCACCACGGCUGGUACUUCGAUGGCACGCUGGCGAAGAUUCAGCUCCUGCUUCGGGUGAAGCUUAAUGGAGGGCCCGGCGAUGAUGAAUCUAGCAAUAACACAACCGAGCCGGCGGAAAGCAGGGCGAUGGAUUUUGAAGCCAUUCUCGCCCUACCUGAUCAUGCCGACCUUCGCGUGGGUGAAGAUGAUAUCCCAACCCCAGGAGGGUCAAUCAUCAGUGCAAAGAAAUACUGGAGAAGCUGCUACCGCCAGAUCGUACGUGCUGGCAUGGAGAAAGUGCAGAGCAGAGUGGAGGGGCUGGCAGAUAGCAAAGAAGCGGAGCAAACGUAG
Molecule: messenger RNA, 1638 nt
Organism: Cyphellophora attinorum
Lineage: Eukaryota; Fungi; Ascomycota; Eurotiomycetes; Chaetothyriales; Cyphellophoraceae
Product: Transcription factor tau 95 kDa subunit
Exons: 1
Coding region: 1-1638 (545 amino acids)
Biological process (GO): transcription initiation at RNA polymerase III promoter
Cellular component (GO): transcription factor TFIIIC complex
Source: RefSeq, a predicted model, not a curated record